Molecule: messenger RNA, 1110 nt
Organism: Aureobasidium melanogenum CBS 110374
Lineage: Eukaryota; Fungi; Ascomycota; Dothideomycetes; Dothideales; Saccotheciaceae
Exons: 1
Coding region: 1-1110 (369 amino acids)
Biological process (GO): positive regulation of GTPase activity; positive regulation of TORC1 signaling
Cellular component (GO): cytosol
Molecular function (GO): GTPase activator activity
Source: RefSeq, a predicted model, not a curated record
AUGGCCGACACGCUGAUAUCACUGGGACAUUUUUGCGAGAUCCACGGGCCGCAAGCACUCUUGACGACUUCGGUCCAGUCACCGACUGCAACAUCGCCGCCGCCAAACGAAACCGGCACGAGUUGCGCCAACUGCUCGUACAACGUGCCAGCCGCAACAACAACUCCACCCGUACUUCGCAGCAAAUGGCGUGAUUCUACCUUUGCCACUACCCGCGCGCCCUCCAAUCCUCUAUUGCGUGAUGCCUGCACAAGAGCUCUGGCCGUAGAGUCCCUGCCGCGCGGUCAGAAUUCUGGUUCCAUAACCUUGACUACUGAUCUGGCGACACAAGGACCAAAAGACCCGAGGACCGUCAACGUUGCACAUGUCUUUCGACUGCCGGAUCCAAGAGCUAGGGGACAACGGAGAGCAUAUGCGUUUGUAGCUGUCGGUUCGCGAUCUCUGUUUCGACAUCAGAUGACCGUCCGUCGUGCUUUUGAAGCGUGGGCCAAGUCAAUCAUUACACUUGCCGAAACACAUCUGUCGACCUUACAACAAGGGGAAAGCGCAGAAGCCUCGCCAGUAGAACUUUCUGCCGCAAAUGUCGGUUCCUUACGUAGCUACAGUUCAAGUGCUACCCCUUCACCACCCAUGUCUAUGGGAUCUGCUGAACGCACUCCACCUCCUAUAUCUCCGCCGCAGCCCCAGCGCACUCACUCGCAAGCCUCUUCUAUUGUUUCCUCGACAAGCCAUCCUCAGAAGCCAGCACCUACGUCCGCAGCUGUCACACCUGUCUCAAGUUUCUUGUCCGCCAAAUCAGUAGACCCAGAUGGCUACCCUCGCUCUUCGCUUUCUGCGGCCUCUCCCUUAGCAAAUGUCCCCAAGACUCGCAGUCUGGCUGAGAUUGUUGGUGACGAGUACUUCUUCGUACGUCUGCAUGCCGAGUUCUGCGGGGUGUUGAAGAACUUGAUUGAAAAGGAAAUUGCUGAGAGAGGCCCCGAGAUCGAAGACGGGAAUGGCGUUAUCGAUGAGGAGGACCAGAGCUAUGGAAGUGGCAGUGACGACAAUGCCGUGCAAAGUGGUGAAGACGAUGAAGACGAGGGGUGUGUAGUUGGAUGGGAGAGAUACUGA